This is a messenger RNA of Crotalus tigris (Tiger rattlesnake), 11189 nucleotides long. RefSeq names its product MLLT6, PHD finger containing (gene MLLT6). Gene Ontology annotation, cellular component: nucleus. Gene Ontology annotation, biological process: regulation of transcription by RNA polymerase II. Gene Ontology annotation, molecular function: nucleosome binding; histone binding. Bases 43 to 3204 code for a protein of 1053 amino acids. The record is from RefSeq and is a predicted model, not a curated record. The transcript is spliced from 20 exons. Lineage: Eukaryota; Metazoa; Chordata; Lepidosauria; Squamata; Viperidae.
UGGGGGGGGGGGGAAAUCAGCAAAAAAGAAACUUAUGGAAGAAUGAAGGAGAUGGUGGGCGGCUGCUGCGUCUGUUCUGAUGAACGCGGCUGGGCAGAAAACCCUCUGGUCUACUGUGAUGGGCAUGGCUGUAACGUGGCGGUGCAUCAAGCAUGCUAUGGAAUUGUUCAAGUUCCCACCGGACCGUGGUUCUGUCGAAAAUGUGAAUCACAAGAAAGAGCCGCCAGGGUGAGAUGCGAGCUGUGUCCUCAUAAAGAUGGAGCACUGAAACGGACUGAUAGUGGAGGCUGGGCCCAUGUUGUCUGUGCUCUGUAUAUCCCUGAGGUGCAGUUCGCGAAUGUUCUCACUAUGGAGCCUAUUGUCCUCCAGUAUGUGCCCCAUGACCGCUUCAAUAAGACUUGUUACAUCUGUGAAGAACAGGGCAGGGAGAGCAAAGCAGCUUCUGGAGCCUGCAUGACUUGCAAUCGUCAUGGUUGUCGGCAAGCCUUCCAUGUUACCUGUGCUCAAAUGGCUGGACUUUUGUGUGAAGAAGAAGUCUUGGAAGUUGAUAAUGUGAAAUACUGUGGCUACUGCAAGUACCAUUUCAAUAAAAUGAAGACUUCACGCCAUUUUGGAGGUGGUUCUUUUAUUGGAGGAAGGAGGAGUCAGUCAGCAUCACCUACGCAAGAGAAGCAUGUGUCUCAUCAUGAGAAACCAAAGAAGAGUCGAAAAGACAAAGAAAGGCCUAAACAGAAGCACAAGAAGCAUUCAGAAUCACCCACAAAUCUCACACUGUCUUCCACACCCAUAGUCACUGAGAAGCAGAGUUCCACCAGCCACCAUGAGAGCAGUAAAGAACCCUCAGAGGUCAUCAGAUCGGAGGUGAAAGGCAAAAGAUCUUCAAGCCACGGCACAAGCCACAAAACCAAGAAGUCUGGAAGUGGGAAAAGCUCAAUAGGUUUUGCCUCAUCCUCAUCCAGUGUAACAUUUCCACCAGCAGGUACGUCAUGCAGCUCCUUGCCCUUCUCCCAGGACUUUGUAACCUUUCCAAAGCUUGAGCAGCAGCAGCCUGAGGAAGAGAAAUACCACAAACCCCUCUCUUCAUCCUCGUCUUCCUCCCACUGCUCUCCACUGUCGGAAGGGCAGAAAAGUGAUGUCUUUGAGCAGAAGGUGAUCUUUUCAGGUUUUGGCUCCAUCAUGCGUUUCUCUACCUCGGCUGUGAGUCAGCAGAGGGGACGGGAUGCUUCCCCUGUGGACUACAAGACCUCCAACUCAGUUGCUGGCACCCCAAGUGGGAGUGGUGGAGUCAGCAGUGGCAGCAGCCAUAAGCGCAUGCCGUCUCUUAGUGGGGAAGAAGUAGAAGUCCUGAAAGAAAAAAAGCACAAGGCCAAUAAGAAAAGUAAGCAUGGACCAGGAAGGCCCAAGGGUAGCAAGAACAAAGAAGUGCCAGGUACACAACUGAUUGGGACUCCAGGUGUCUCUUCUUUGCCUUUCUCUGGGGGAUCCCUCACCAGCUCCAGCAUCAGUGGCUCUUCACGUUCAUUCAGUCAUGGAUCCACCCUUCCAAGCCUCAGCCUAGAAUCACCACUUCUGGGAUCGGGGAUCUAUACCAGUAACAAGGAUCCCAUUUCUCAUGGGGGCGGGAUGCUGAGGACUGUGUGCAGCACUCCCCUCUCCUCUAAUCUUCUGGCUCACCAAGGCACCUCAUCACUCCCCCAGCUCACCCGCUCACCUUUUGCUGGCACCAUCCCAUCUUCCUCCUCUUCCUCCGUCUCUACUACCCAGGUCUUCUCACUGGCAGGAUCCACGUUUAGCCUCCCUUCCUCACACAUUUUUGGAAGUCCCCUCACCUCUGGACUAUCAUUAAAUCCUCUGCUCAACCAAUCUGAAAACAACAGAACAGAACCAGAUUUGGAAGACUGCAAUUUUGCUUGCCGAGGGUCAUCACCCCAAGAAAGUCUUUCUUCCAUGUCUCCCAUCAGCAGCCUCCCCACUCUCUUUGACCAGACUGUAUCAACUAGCAGUGGACAGCUGGAAAAUGUCCCCCAGGCCACACCAAACAUUGAGCAGCUCCUGGAGAAACAGGGCAAUGGAGAAGCUGGUGUCAAUAUCGUAGAGAUGCUCAAGGCACUUCAUUCACUACAGAAAGAAAAUCAGCGCCUUCAGGAGCAGAUUAUGACUUUGGCAGCUAAAAAGGAGCGCCUGCAGCUUCUAAAUGUUCAGCUCUCUGUUCCCUUCCAAGUGGUGACCACCAGCAAUGGCCCCUCAAGCCAGACCCAAUACAUCCUAGCUCCUAACACCUGCAACAGUGAUUCACUGAGUAUCAGCAAGAGCUCCCCAUGCAAGAAUAGUUUUGGUAUCGAGAAUACACUGUCCACUUCCUCUGAGGACCUUCAUUCAGGAUGCCCAAGCAGAAGCAGCUCUUCUCUGUCCUUCCACAGCACACCUCCACCUCUCCCCUUGCUGCAGCAAAGCCCUGCCUCACUUCCUCUAACUACUGUGGUCCAACAGCAGCCACCACCACCACCACCAAUGAAUGGCCUGAGCAGAGCCAUGGGGACUGUUCAUGGGGGAAGUGCCACAGCUACUCACAGCCUUGUGGAUGGUCUCCUUGGCAGUCUGGCAGGAGGACAACAGAUCCCCAUCAAUGGCAUCCUAGGAAGUUUAAAUGGCACUUUGGCCACCCAAACCCAGAAUCCAAUACUGGCACAAACCAGUGGCCCACCCAGUCUGCAGCUGUCCAUGAGCCAAAGCAGUAUGCCUAGUGUGACUCACUUUUCAGAGCAGCAGCGCCAGCUGCUCAGCCAGCCUGAGCUUCAACUGCAACAACUGCAGCAGCUCUUAACAUCGCAGCCACUCAACUCAGAGCAGCAGACAUUGAUAUUCCAGAUGAUUCAGCAAAUUCAGCACAAACGAGAAUUGCAGCGGCUCCAGAUGACUGGUUCCUCAAUGACUGGCCUUGGCCCAGUGACCACCACAUCCCUUCUCCACUCCAGCAAUAAUGCACCAUCAGCUGCCAACAGUACUCUCCUGGCCUCCAUCUCCCCUCAACAGCUUAAUCCUGCCAGCUCAUUGAUGGCUUCCCCACCGCUCAGCACCCCUGGGAACAGCCUGAUGUCAGCAACAGGAGCUGUUAUUCCACCUGUCCUUACAGCCCAAACAAACCCUUUCCUCAACCUGCAGGGUGAUGGCAGCAGCCAGAAAGGAAUGGUGAGCAUCUUAUAAGAAGGCCAGAAGCAAGAGCAUAAAUGAAAAGGGAAGUGCCUCAGUGCAAGACAAAGGCUAACUUUUGAUGAUUCUGGGCUGCUUUCUCUGCCAUAAGAAAACAGUCUCCCUGAGUCUUGGAUCCCAAAGCGUAGAGCAACUAAUAUGAAAGGCUUCCGAGAAAGUCUUCCUUGCCACAGUCACAGUGACACCAAGCGGAGGCAUGCCAGAAGUCUACGUUCCUCGGUUCUGAGCCUGUCAUUUAGUGCCCUUCUAAAAGAGACUGGUGGGUGAACACCCCUUUGCCUUGCUGGCUUGGUCUAUUCUGCUGCACUUAAGUCAUAAAAUGUUGCACUCUAGAUGGAAAGGAUGAAACAGUGUUUGACAUCCAAGAGUAUCCCCUCAAAGAUGGGACAUAUGAGCUGGACACAACCACAAUCACCUGGUGAUUAAUGUUAUUUUUGCAGAGCAUGAUAUUUCCAAAUCAGGAUUAAGAAAUCCGUCAAUAUUCACCGGUAAGAAGAUCCAGCUACAGCAAAUCAGGAUCAGAUGUUUUUGAAAUUUCCAAUAAGUAAGAAGGAAGAUUUGGAAAAGUGGUAUUUGGAGGUCCAUGUACAUGAAUCCUACACAAAGGAUUUAACUCCCAUAGGUAUUUCAGAGUUCUACAUCUUAAUUGACUCCUACUGAGGUACAGUUUAGCUGAGAAUGAAAAGCUAGUCCAGCAUAACAGACCAGUUACCUUGGUUUCCCCAAAUCUCUGCCAGCCACAUGUCUUAAAAAAAAAACUACCUGAAGGAAAUGGCCUCACUUUUUCGUCUUUGAACAAGGGACUCGUCUUUCUGUCCUUCAGAAGUCUUUGCAGGCAGUGUAUAGUUACAAAUAAUCUAGAAUCGAUGAUGAGUUAUUUCCAGCCAUUCACAAAGAGUCUUUUGUUCUCUGUCAGAUCAACCACUCAAAAGCCAACACCAAAGAGGCAGAACAAAGGUUUUGUCUAAAGGCAGGAGCUAUUCCAACCAUCUUCAAAAUCAGCUGGUAAGAACAUCUUUCCUGUGAAACAGAUCUCAGUCAUAUCCCAUUUAAGGAGAACACAGAUCUUCCAUUGCUGGAAGGUCCAUUUCCAUCUCCAUUUUGUAACCAGAUGGUUUAGCAACAGUAUGAAUUUCCUUCUCUUUCCAGGGAGAAAAAAAAGUGAAAUGGAGAUCAAGAUCAGAUAUUCUGAGAAAACCAGCUCUAUUUUGUCUUUAUUAGAUAAAUCCAAAUCUCUUAAAGAGCAAGAUUCUGGGUGAUGAAACCAACUAGGGCCUUUCAAAGUUUUCCUGCUUCCAUGAAUAUACAGUCAUUUUAGGCUCAUUCUUUGCACCUGCUCCAAUUUGCACUAUUUUCAACCACUGGCGGUGAGCAAGUACUUACAGUCCCAUAAUAACCACUGUUAUAUAAAAUAAUGUUUGGGUUUUUUCCCCCAUUGUUUGAACAAGGCAACAGUAUCUACAACAUAGAUAAGUUGGACUCUUAAAAAUAAGAUACUGAAGCAACUUUUCAUGGAUUUUUGUUUGAUUUGUUUUGUUUUAUUCAGAGAGAUUUGCUUAACUCCAAGUUUUAUUCAGACAGAUAUGUUUAGCUCCAUGCAUACUUACACACAGUUUAAGGUUUGUUUGCUUAUUUUUAUGAAGUUGUUUAAUAGCUCCUAGAAACUGUCAAAAACAGUGAAUAUUUCAAAUGACAACUGGGAAGGGUUUUUUCCAGUCAUGGCAGCUUUGCCACAGGUUAAGGAGCUGAUUGAACACUUUACUCACAUUUCAGCUGAGCGUAAACAUAGUUUUUAAUGAGAAAACUAACCCAACUCAGUGCGCUUACUCUUCAGAUAGCCAACUCAUCUUUAAAAUGCAACCAGACCAGGGCAUUCUGCUUUUAUUUUGUCCUUCAUUAGCAUGUUUACAGUAUUUCUUUUGUCCUUAUUUAGUUGCCCUAAAUAAAACGGAAUGGCUAUGAGUUGUGAUGGAAGUAAUUUGAAGUGGAGGCUAAAUCCAAUCUUUGUUCCCCUUUUCAGGCAAAUAAAGGGCUGUAUCUCCAGAGUUCUUAUUGCAACCUGCAACUGCUUUGCAGAGAAUUGUUGUUCUAUAGCAACACCAGCAAAACUCAUAAUCUGUCUAGGCCUAUGACUUUUGUCUUCUUAUCUUGGUGCUGGGGGAAAAGGCUUUUCCAACCACAGCUUCUCUUCUAGAAUUGCAAACAUGAUUUUUUUUAAAAAAAAAAUAUUGCCAUCAAUAAAUGCUUGAUAUGUAGACUACAUAACAAGGAGUAGUAGAGCAAAUUGAUUAGUAAAAUAUUUUGGAAAGAGUUAUUUAAAUAUAUAAAAGAUGUAAAACAUCAGCUGAGAAAAAUGAUCAUUCUGUUUAAAACUUUGAGGAAAAAUAUUUUUCUCUGCAAUGAGAGCAAAACUAGAUAUUGCAAAAGAAAAGGCUUUACCCCAUAUUUUCAUUGUAAUGAUAUUAGUGGAUUGGGAAAAGGCAUUUGGAGAAGAGAAUUAAAAGAUGGGAAGGGGCUGUUCAUGUGACAUUGCACAUUUGCUCAUUUAAGAAAUGUAUUUUAAAAUCUGAUAGUACUGAUUUCUUGCUAGUCCAUAAAGCUUUUGCAGGGAUAUUUUUCUCCUUUAAGCCUUUUUCUGUUUGUAUUGUGCUUUGAGCCACAAGAUGGAUAAAAUGUAUUCCUCCAAAUAUUGGUGAACUUUAAGUCUUGGGAACCGUACUCAAUAUAAUCAAUUAUGGACAAUGUGGUUCAGGAUCACCUGAAGAAUGUUAGGCUGCCCACCUUAUUUUGAGGAAUGAGACAUUCUACAAAAUUCUCAUUGCAGAAGAUCACAACACUGCAUUGGCCAUGUUUUGUGACUUUAAGUGCUCGGAAAGUGGGCGAUAUCAAGCCCCAGCUGAGCUACCAUACAAAAGUUGAAAAAAGUUUUAACAUCAGAAAUAUAAUCAUCUUUACAUUUAUAUACCAUAUUUCCUCUGGAAGCUCAAGGUAAAAUACAUGAAGAUCACCUCUUUCUUUCUUCACAUAACAAAAGUAUGAGAUAGAUUGGACUGAGCAAUAGUGAUCAUGGUCUGCUAUCGCUAUUGGUCUGAGUCUUCCUAGUCCAGUCCAACACCUGAACCAUUAAUCUACAAUGGUUGUAUGAACUUAACUGAAAAUCAACAGAUAAUUCUGCAUUUGGGGAGCAGGUGAUACUAAGACAGAAUUCAAUUUGUGAUCCUAUGUAUCAAAUGUUCCUUGUAGGCAAUUCAUCUGGAUAAAGAUAUAUAUUUAUGUAGUUUAGUUUGUCCCACCUGAUUUCUGUAGACUAAUGUAGAGGACAUAGAGAAGGGCAGGAGGAAGAAUAACAGCCAAGGCAAUAAUCAGACCGGCAUAUUUUAAACUCUUUCCAACAAGUUAGUUUGAGUUAACGUCUCAGUCCUUCCCUAGCACGAAGAUAAAGGGAGGGGAGAAGCAUAUACAGACUUGCAGGUUUCUGUAAUUAUAGCUGUCAGCAUAAAAGUAAUCCAGUCCUAUAUGGCAUUGGAUUCUUACUCUGGUUUACCUUGUAGGGUUGACAUCAGUGCAGUAUCAAUAGUGAGUCCCCAGUGAAGUGUAACUGGCAGAAUCCAUAAGGUAGAAUUACAUACAUGACUCAGUGAUACUAUUGCUUCUUGCACUCAAAGCUACACAUUCAGCUGAGAAGCACAAUGAGGGUAUAUUUAAGAAAUGCCUGCACCCAAAAGAUCAACUAGGAUGCUUUCUGAAAGCAUCCUAUCCUAAGAAUAUUCCAUUUGGGGGGGGGGGUGUUCCAAAUGUAAGAUGCAAAACUCCAGAUCACUAUUAGAUGGGAGAAAAGUGUACAUCUUUACUACCAUAUAGUGGUAUCUGGAUUUUUGAAGCCUGAAUCUGACAGCCCUACUAUUUCAUGACCAGACAGGUUUCUAUCAUAUUAUAUGGAAGAAAAAAUAAGCAGCUGAUGCUUAAAGGUAAUCUGAAAGGCUGAAAAGACCUCUCUUGGAUAAUGUAAGGAAUAAGUGCUUUUACAUGGCUCCAUUUCUCUUCCCAUGGAUAUCAAAUAGAGAACUCAAUUCCGCAGUUUUCUUCAGCAAUAGAAACCUUGUAGAGCUGCAUUAGGCAUUUUGGCUGUAUAGACAUUAUAUUUACAUUUGAGAAAAGGUUAUACUGUGCAUCAAGGAAAAAGCCAUCUGGAGACUAGGCUGGUUUGUGGAACUGUCUGGUAUACCACAUCCUUACCUCUCCAGGAACACUGUAUGUAACACAUAAAAAUCAAGUGCAAUUCUGAAAAAGUCCCAAGCAAGCACUAGUUCAGAUAAACCUGAAAGUCUUUAAAAGAGGAUUGUUGGAUGUGAAACAGUGCUUGCCUGAAACAGAAUCAGUUACAACACCAGUCACUCAGUUUUCAAUUAUAGAAAUCAGUGUGCUCAGCAAAUUUAGAAUAAGACAUAGAAAUAUGGUCAGAAGAUGACAAUGGCAAAUUACUUCUGCCAUUAAGGAGUUGUGCGCAAAGGAGUAUAUUUUUGAUUGGAUAAAACUUGUUCAUUAAAAGAGCAAAACAUACUAAAUUCUUCUUUACAGUCCAUUGUCUUCUCAACUAUAUGAAUUGGAGGGACCUUCUAGUUUCCUUUCCUUCCUCCCUCAAAGAGUUUUUGUAUCAUACUUGUCACUUCAUAUAUUAACCUGAAACUGUGUUUGAUCCUAGAAUUCUAGCUUUGCUAAUCACUUCUUUUAAAGAAACCAGCCUAGGAAGGUAUGGAGGUUAAACAGCUAACAUGUUAUACAGUAUUGGCUAAAUUUGUGAAGAAAUCCCAUUGAGUUACUUGGGGCCAAUCACUCUCUCUCUCUCAAUUUAAUCUGAGAAGUAUUGCAAAAAAAAAAAAAAAAAUUGGAGGAAAGAAUUCCAUGUUGGCACUCUCUGCUCCUGUAGAUAAAGCAGGCUAUAAAUUUAACAAACAAAGAAAUUAAGAAAAGAAAGCACAUUCAUUGUACUUUGGUAUUUCAAAAGCAUGCUAAAGUAUCAAAACUUUAUAAGCAUUUUAAAGUAUCAAAAUCAUCCCAAUCCAUUGUUCCUAUUUUACCAGCAAUCGUUUCUGCUUCUUUCUGGAAUGUUAAUUCCAGCCAAGAUGUCUAACAAGCCAUUGCUGGAAAUAGGAAUUAGAAGUUUCCCCUUUAGACCUGCCAUAUUCAAUGGCCAAUAAGUGGCUUCAAACCUUUAUCUCUUUGUUGCCAGCUAAUAGUCAUCUUGAUUUUUACAGCCCUUGUAUGAUCUGUUUACUCUUGUUUAUCUCUUAGCAAUUGAUAUUCAGGAUAGCAGCCCUGGGGAUCUGCAAAUUUGGUUUUGAAAACAUUAUGGAUGUCUCUGGAGAAAGGGUGAAGGGAAGGUAUGCCAUUGACAAAAUGUCUGCUAUAGAGUACAAAAUCAGUUAUAAAGCAGUCAGAUUUACAGGAAUACACCACAGGUUUUUUUUUUCAGCUGUUCUCUACUUGCAGAAUGCUUUUUAAAACAGCACUGGAUAUUCUUUUGAAAAAAUACAAAGUGCAUUUAAGUGGUAGAAUCAUUCAACAUGAUAAUGAUAAUGGCUGAUGCUUUAUUUUACUGCGUUUCGAAAGUCAGAUGGGACAGGCAGUUAGUAUGAUAAUAGAGAUAUCUAUGGGCAGAUUGGAAUCCCCACCAAAAUUUUAUUGAAGACCCUGAGCAAUUAUGUUUAACUUCUCCCCCCCCCCCCUUUCUCCUUCUCUCCCUACCUCUCUCUCCCUCCCCCCUUGUGUUUGAAGCCUUCUAUCCCCUGGGGUUCAAUAGAAUUUCUGGCAGCUAACUCAACAGGUUCCUAGUGUACUAUAGGGCUAUACUUCCACUCUGCAAAUAGAUGACCACUAGAUGGCAACAAAGUUACAGAAAAUGCUAACUUUUUGCUAGUGGUUGUUGUCUGGCUUUAUUUAACCACAUAGGCUGAUUAAUGUGUUGUGGUAAGCACUUUUUUUUUGUUGAUUUUUAAUCUUGUGACUAAUAAUCAGUGACCAUGCAAGCUUGGAAAUUCUAAUUUAUGUGAGCUUCUCAGAGUCUUGUUAUUGGAGUUAUAAAAAAGAGUGUGCAAAGUAAACAUACAAAACAAACCGUGAUCGGAAUGAACUGCAUGCAACCAGUUUGUAAUUGCCAGCUGGAAGGUAGACCAAGCAUGGUUAGGUUAGCAUGAAUUGGAAAUUCAGAUUUAAACCAGUCUCUGCUGUUGAUUUGUUUGCAAUAUAUCAUAUUCUGAGCAUAUGUCAAAUUAAGCUAUCCAUACUUGGUUUCUGUGAACAGGUAUAAUAAACAUAGUUUAUUAUAUGAGUGAAUGCAGCUAGUAUAUUGAAUUCUAAUGCCAUGAGAAAAAAUACCUUAUUCAACUUCUCGAUUUACAAACUUCUAUUUAUCCCAACCAGUAAAACCAGCAUAUUAAACUAGAGAUCUUCUCUAAAACAGAAAAGAGAACUUAAAACUGUACAAUUGAAGUAUUAUAAUUUACUCUUUUUAUUUCUAUUGUUUCUGAUCUUUGUCUUGUUACAAAAAUAGCAUAUAUGAUACAUAUAGAUUUUUCCUAAAAGAACAGGUAGUAAUUGGGAAAUAAUAUGAAGGGCAAUCUUGUGUAAAUUUCAACAGUAAUAAAUUCUACUGAACUCAAUGGGACUUAAUUUCAAUUUGUGUAGAAUUAUAACCAUAGGUUAAAAAAUAAAAAUAGAGGGUUAAGCCUCAUUUCCAUCCCUAGUGCUAGAGGUCCAGUCUAAUCUGUUUUAAUGAGCAGCAGAGAGAUGCUGUGCUUAUCCAAGAUCAAAAGCACUUCUAAAUUAUUUUCAAUGUGCAAGCCCUACUGGAUGACUAUUUCUCAAAGAAUAGUUGUUAUAAUCCAAGGGCAUGGGGUUUGACCACUUGACCCUUGAGGUUUCUUCUAUUUAUUUUAUUUAAAAAAAAAAACCUUUAGCCCUUCUUCACAGAGAUCCUCUGCAUAUUAUGGUUCAUUUGAUUGCUCAUUCUGCAAAUUUUCCAGAGGAACCAUCUGUCUUUCAAACUUGGUUGCCUGGAUUAGUAUCCCAGGAAUGGAGCUGGGGUUCACCCACCAUGCUAAGCCAAAUCCAUGACUUACGUAUUUGCUGCUUAGUGCAUUGUGUGAACCCCACCCAUGUGAUUUAUCAGUUACGUUUUAUGAUUUUAGUGUGUUAUGUGAAUUCAAGUCAGUCAUAAUGUAUGACUUCAACCCAGCGUGAAAGUUGAAAAUUACUUUAAAUUUUUAGUGACAGAAAGCUAUCAUGGGAUUUAAGAUUCAUAGUAAAAAGUUAUGUUUAAAGUGACUUGGAAUGUGCUUUGAAAGAGCACUAGAGAAGAACACCAGAAUCUUUUUUUGGCAGGAAGAGUACAGAAAUAAUUUUUAAAAAAUGACUUAAGUUCCACAUUUGGUUGCACUGGGGUAUAUUUCUUUACCCAUCUUUUGAUGCUGAUGUUUCAAUUUUAGUACUUUGCCUGUGUCUAACACUUCCCCCUUCUCCGUUGUUGUAAUUUUUAAUUAAAUAAAGGAAAAGAUGUGUAUAUUUUUGGCAAUCAAGUUAAUGUAGCUAAGAUAUAUUUUUUCCAUGCUGCUUGACUGUUCUUAUUGUAAUAAAUAUUAAUAUCAAAAUCAGAAAAAUAAUAAAACCAUCCUGGGUUUUCUUUUAAUUAUAAACAUGAGUGAUGUUGAAUGGCCUUUUUUCUUCUCUUAUGGCAAAUAUAAGAAAAAAGGCAAUUGUGUCUGAAACACUAAUGCAAUUAUCUUCUUCCAAUUUUCUCUUACAUUAUAGCUUGGAGUGAAUUUUAUUGAACUGUUCUGUAAAUCCUCCCAUUGUAAUUGUUUCUUUAAAAUUCUGCAUCCAUUUUAUCAUACAAUCUUGUUCUGUUUCUGUAUCAUUUUAAUAGGAAUUUAUAUGUACAUCCUAACAGGCAAUUUUAUUUCUAUAUAAACAUUUCAAAUUUU